Molecule: messenger RNA, 2762 nt
Organism: Dermochelys coriacea (leatherback sea turtle)
Lineage: Eukaryota; Metazoa; Chordata; Testudines; Dermochelyidae
Gene: WDR20
Product: WD repeat domain 20
Exons: 6
Coding region: 85-2166 (693 amino acids)
Molecular function (GO): protein binding
Source: RefSeq, a predicted model, not a curated record
UGCGUGCCGCUCUCGGGUAAUGAGAGCGAGCGGUGGCGGCUGCGCAGUGGGGGGGGGGCACAUCCGGGCACUGGGGCAGGAUGAAUGCUCCUUUCCAAGAUGGCGGCGGAGGGAGGAGGGAAGGAGAUGAACGAGAUUAAGACCCAGUUCACCACCCGGGAGGGGCUGUACAAGCUGCUGAGCCACUCGGAGUACAGCCGGCCCAACCGGGUGCCCUUCAACUCGCAGGGCUCCAACCCAGUCCGCGUCUCCUUCGUCAACGUCAACGACCAGAGCGGCAACGGCGACCGGCUCUGCUUCAAUGUGGGCCGGGAGCUCUACUUCUACAUCUACAAGGGGGUCCGCAAGAUUUUAGAAUUCUUACAGGAAGGUCUGAUCAGGGAUUUCAGUGUCGACAUUUUAACAUUGAAACAAAUGGCUGCACUAUAUAGCAUACUUUCCUCCAAAGGCCAGAAGAUGAUCUCUUUACCUGAGAUCUUGAGCAUUUCCUCAGAGCUGCAUCUUUACUUCAUUAAGAUUCAUCAAACGGCAUUCUGGGAGCUCAGUUUGGUUGUUACUGCCCUGAUUCUGCAUUUCUUUGAGCUCCUUGGAAAAGUACCCAUGUAUUUUGUCUCCAAGAUGGUUUUCUUGAUAGCAGUUACUUCUACCUGGAGGGUGUCAGAGGCUGCUGACUUGAGUAAACCAAUAGACAAAAGGAUAUACAAAGGAACGCAACCUACAUGUCAUGACUUCAAUCACUUAACAGCCACAGCAGAAAGUGUCUCUCUACUAGUGGGCUUCUCUGCAGGCCAGGUGCAACUUAUAGACCCUAUUAAAAAAGAAACUAGCAAAUUAUUUAAUGAGGAAAGACUAAUAGACAAGUCCAGAGUAACCUGUGUAAAAUGGGUACCAGGGUCGGAAAGCCUUUUCCUAGUAGCUCAUUCCAGUGGAAAUAUGUACUUGUAUAAUGUGGAGCACACUUGUGGUACCACAGCCCCACACUACCAGCUACUUAAGCAAGGAGAAAGUUUUGCAGUCCAUACUUGCAAGAGUAAAUCCACAAGAAAUCCUCUACUUAAAUGGACCGUAGGCGAGGGUGCCCUGAAUGAAUUUGCUUUUUCCCCCGACGGGAAAUUUUUGGCAUGUGUGAGCCAAGAUGGUUUUCUUCGUGUGUUUAACUUUGAUUCAGUGGAGUUGCAUGGUACAAUGAAAAGCUACUUUGGGGGACUACUAUGUGUGUGUUGGAGCCCAGAUGGGAAAUACAUUGUAAUCGGUGGUGAGGAUGACUUGGUAACUGUUUGGUCUUUUGUGGACUGUCGAGUAAUAGCUAGAGGCCAUGGACAUAAAUCAUGGGUUAGUGUUGUGGCAUUUGACCCAUAUACCACUAGUGUAGAAGAGAGUGACCCAAUGGAAUUUAGUGGCAGUGAUGAGGAUUUCCAAGACCUUCAUUUUGGUAGAGAUCGAGCAAAUAGUACACAAUCUAGGUUAUCAAAAAGGAACUCUACAGACAGUCGUCCAGUAAGUGUUACAUAUAGGUUUGGUUCUGUAGGCCAAGACACACAGCUCUGUUUGUGGGACCUUACAGAAGAUAUUCUCUUCCCUCACCAACCUCUGUCAAGAGCAAGGACACACACAAAUGUUAUGAAUGCCACAAGUCCACCUGCAGGAAGUGGUGGAACUAAUCCAGGAAAUAAUGGAAACAGUAUCACAACACCUGGAAACUCAGUACCCCCUUCUCUUCCACGGUCAAACAGCCUUCCACAUUCUGCAGUCUCAAAUGCUGGCAGUAAAAGUAGUGUUAUGGAUGGUGCCAUUGCUGCUGGUGUUAGUAAGUUUGCAACCUUAUCGCUACAUGAUCGGAAAGAAAGACACCAUGAAAAAGAUCACAAGAGAAAUCAUAGCAUGGGACAUAUAUCUAGCAAGAGCAGUGACAAACUGAACCUAGUUACUAAAACCAAAACGGACCCAGCUAAAACUUUGGGAACACCUCUCUGUCCCAGAAUGGAAGAUGUUCCCUUGUUAGAGCCUCUUAUCUGUAAAAAGAUAGCACAUGAAAGACUGACUGUAUUAAUUUUUCUUGAAGACUGUAUAGUCACUGCUUGUCAGGAGGGAUUUAUUUGCACAUGGGCAAGGCCUGGUAAAGUGGUAAUGGCUUUCUCCUCCCUAGAAUGUGGAACAGUCAAAUGAAAUUUCAAGUUGCACAAAUGCUUUAUAUCAGUGAAUGAUGAAACUGAAGCUUAGAGGUGAAAAUGCCUUUCCCAAGGUCACAAAAGAAGUCUACAGCUGAGCCAGCUACAGAACCAAGAUUUCUGGAUUCUCGGACCACUGUCUGAACCACAAGAUGAUUCAUCCCCUUGUUAGUGUAAGAGUCUGCUGUAACACAGUUUUGUUUAAGACUAACCUGCAAUAUUUGUUUUUUCAGAAUUGUGCAGAGGAUUUAAAAAAAAAAUCAGAUCAGGUCCUUUUUUGCUUCUUUGAUGUAUAUAAAGGCCUGAAAACUUUCCCUUAUUUGUUUUCUGCCUUUUUUUUUUUUUUAAACCGUUAGGUAUCAGGAAUGUCAAAUCUGGUCUUCCUUGAUUUUGCUAGAGGACCUGUUGCAUCUCUGACCAUGUAUAUGUGAGCACUUACACCUUAUUUGAAAGGGCUGGGGUGUCAAAUCUUUGACAGUUUAAAAUUCCAAAAUGUUAAUUACUGAAGGUAAUACGUAUUAAUAAAAAACCUGUAAACAGUAUGACUGACUAAAAAUUCCUUCCCCAAUAAACUGCUUGCUUUCAUUCUCUUGA